CACGUGGUCUAGCUUUCCACACACUUAUGCAGUGCUUGGAAUGACUUCCGGUUACCAGCGUGUAGUUUUUUUAUUCUAGUUUAAAGAUAAAUUCCUAAUCAAAACCAUGGCAGGCAAACCGGAGUUGAGGAUAAACUCCGGGUUUGCUCUGAAAUACGAUAAAUACCGACUGAAAGAGGAGCUGCAGAGACUAAAGGACAAAUAUGGAGACCAAGCGGACGACUCUGACUCUGAGUCCAGCUCUGAUGACAGUGAAGUGGAGCUGGACCCUGAAGUGGAGCGGGAUUUUUACAGAACACUGUCCCUGCUGAAGAAGAAAGACCCCAAAAUCUACCAGGAAGAUGCCAAGUUCUACUCAGAGGGUCCAUCCACCAGUGAUGAGAAGCCUUCCACAUCGAAGAAAGCCGUGAAGCCGAUGUACCUGAAGGACUACGAGCGUAAAGUCAUACUGGAGAAGGAGGGUAAAUACGAGGACGAUGACGACAGCGAUGAUGAGGAGGCUGCCAUGAGAAUGGAGGAGAGAGCGUCGUCUCCCAGCUACAUCCAGGAGCAGCGGCAGCUCAGAGACAGCUUCCGUAAGUUCAUCCAGGACAGCGAUGAAGAGGAGGAGGUCCCCGAGGGAGACGGAGGCUCAGAGCUGCUGACCAGGAGGGUCAAAUCACAGGACGAGGAGGAUAAAGAGGAGGCCGACUUUGUGGAGUGGCUGAAAGGACAGGCUGACAUCGAGGGUCCAGAGGAGGUGAAGGACAUGAAAUACUUGAGGGACUACUGGAACGACCCGGAGUUGGACGACAAGGAGGCUUUCCUGAGAGACUACGUCCUCAACAAGGGCUACAAGGAGGGAGAUGAGGAGGAUGAUGAGCGGAUCCCGACCUACGACGAGCUGGUGCAGGAUGACGUGGAGGACUCUGAGGAGGAAGGCGAGUCUUUCCUGGAGCGUCAGGAGGACUUUGAGAGGAACUACAACUUCCGCUUCGAAGAGCCUGACGCUCAGCGGGUCAAAACGUACCCGCGCACUAUCGCCACGUCUGUGAGGUCCAAAGACGACAGCAGAAAGCGCAAAAGGGAGGAAGUGAAGGAGAGGAAGCAAAAGGAGAAGGAGCAGAAGCAGGAGCAGCUGAAGCAGCUGAAGAACCUGAAGCGCACUGAGAUCAUGGAGAAGCUGAAGAGGCUGCAGGAGCUGACGGGCAACGAGCAGCUGGCCUUCAGUCAGGAUGACCUGGAGGGGGAGUUCGAUCCGGGGCAGCACGACCAGCUAAUGCAGAAGUUCUUUGGGGAUGAGUACUACGGAGGAGCAGAGGACGAGAAGCCUCAGUUUGAUGACGAUGAGGAACCUGAGGAACACUGGAACUGGGACACAUGGACUGGAGAAGAAAGAGAGGAGGGCGGCGGGGAAGAGGAGGAGCAGUACGACGCCUCUGGACCGCACUGCGACGAUGAGAACUUCAUUAUGGAUGCCGACUACGACCCCAGCCAGCAGACGGCCUCCAAGAAGAAGAAGAAAAAGGAGAGGAAGAAGAUGAAGAAAGAGGAUUUGCCUCAAUCGGGCAAAAAGAGGAAAAAGUCUCACUUUGCAGAAGUCAUCACUCAGGACAAGCCGGUGUUCGACCCUCAGGCGAAGAGCUUCGAGCAGUACCUGGAUGAAUACUACAAGCUGGACUACGAGGACAUCAUCGACGACAUCCCCUGCAGGUUCCGCUACAGACAGGUGCUGGCCAACGACUUCGGCCUGAGCACGGAGGAGAUUUUACACGCUGACGACAAGGAGCUGAACCAGUGGUGCUCUCUGAAGAAGACGUGCAUGUUCAGGUCGGACAAGGAGGAGUCGAGUGAUUUAAACAACUAUAAAAUCAAGGCCAAGAAUGUGAAGAGGAAAAAAGAAAUCCUCAGCUCCGUCUAUUCUGAGGAAGCUAAAGAGCUGGAGGAUGCUAAAAACAAGGUCGGGAAGAAGAACAGGGAUCAUCUGAAGAUCCAAAAUGGAGAAACAGAGGAUGCAGAGUCCUCCGCCAUCACAGACUCCACAGAGGAGACAGUUGUCCAGACUCUGAGAGAAGCAGGUGACGACGAAGAGGAGGUUCUGGUCCCCAAGAUGAAGCAGGAAGAGGAGCUUGAGGUCGCCGCUGCAGACAAACCUGUGGUGGUGAGGAACAGGACUGAGAGGCCGAAAUGGUCGAAGGCGAAGCAGAAGGCCCCCGGAGGAGGACGACGCCUCUCAUCGGGAGGACUGGCGGGGGUGAGGAUCGGAGGCCGGGAGUUCAGCCAACAGAGACUGAAGGCAUACGGCCUGAACCCCAAGAGACUGUUCUUCAGACAGCUGGGCAGGCAGAGACGCAAGGCUCAGGAGAAGAUGGACAAGCAGAAAAGCACAGAGUGAGACGCCCGUUCAGAAGGAUCCCGACACCACAAGCUCUAGAUUUCUGUGAUCUAAUAGUUGUCAGAAUUGUUUCCCACCCUCAAUGUAUGAAUCUUUAAAUAAGGACUUCAUAUUUAGGGUUUUUACCACAUGGUUGCCUUAGUUCAGACUUCAUGGAUGAUCUGAUUCCUCUUGCAUUGUGUUUACUGUAAUAAACCUACAGAUUAACUUUGCUGUGACAUUUAGUUUCUGGAGAACCCAUAGAUUUUGAUGCUCUAAGAGUUUAAUACAUUAUGAUUGGUUCAGGUUUGUAGAUUCACUCCCUCAAAUUUACCUUGGUUUGAAAUUAUAUAAGACUGGAUAGUGGCUACACACGGAGUUCUGUUGAUCUGUUUAUACUUAGAUAAUUGUUAUCAUAAUCUAUUCCUCUUGUGCUAACUGUAAUAAACAUCCAGAUCAAA
Molecule: messenger RNA, 2814 nt
Organism: Eleginops maclovinus (Patagonian blennie)
Lineage: Eukaryota; Metazoa; Chordata; Actinopteri; Perciformes; Eleginopidae
Gene: kri1
Product: KRI1 homolog
Exons: 18
Coding region: 107-2374 (755 amino acids)
Biological process (GO): endonucleolytic cleavage in ITS1 to separate SSU-rRNA from 5.8S rRNA and LSU-rRNA from tricistronic rRNA transcript (SSU-rRNA, 5.8S rRNA, LSU-rRNA)
Cellular component (GO): nucleolus; 90S preribosome
Source: RefSeq, a predicted model, not a curated record